AUGCACGCUGCUGCCACUAUCGCCAUGGACCGCGACAACCCUCAACCCCCCGACCACCAUAAUCCAGACGACCAAGAUAGCCAAGAGCACCAGCAGAACGUCCUCGAGCGCAUUCUCUCCAACUUGUUCCAGGACCGUUUCCUAUCCGAACGCCUCGCGCACGACCAGCCUUUAUCCAGUUCGCCGCAACCCCAGGCACAACCUCACCCCUCCAACACCCUUAUACCCUUCUUCAGCGCCGCCAGUGUCUUUGAACCACCCCAGGAUUCGCUGGAACCGCAAAUGCAGCGCGCGCAGCAUGUCGUCUUCUGCGUCGAGGAUACCGUGGGCCUGAAGGACGACAAGUACAGCGUGGGCGUCGUAGACAGAUCCUUUGGCGACGUAGACUCACACGAGCCCCGGCCACAGCGAGACUAUGGAGAGGAGAUUGAGCGGAAUGCUGACGUGCCAAGAGAAGACUUCGCCAAGUUCAUCAAGAGUGGCAUACCACCGCGGGGCACAGUGCUCGUCUCAUGGCAGACGCAAUUGAAGACUGAGCUGAUACCCGAGGCCAAACUGCAACUGCUUGACCGCGCCCUGUAUGUGGGUGAUGUUGUCAAACGAAAUGCGGACGAGCACAUGAGCGGCACCGUCAUCGGGACCAAGGCAGUCUGCACCCUCUUCCCCGCUACCAUGUUCAAUGGCGGCCAGAUCACACAAACCACCACCGACGACCUUUCCAUACGCAACGUUCCCGCAGACGAGCUUCUCAACGUCCACGAGUUUGUCGAGGGUGCCUUGGUAGUAUACGGGGACUGGGUGGGCCGCAUCGAGAACGUCUACGAUGAGGUGGCUGUCAAGCUGUCAAACAACUCGGUAGUCAUCGUCGAGGACCCAAGCGAGCUGGAGCAGGACGAUAUCACUGUCGAGCGCCUCAGUGUUGGCGACACUGUGAAAACAAAAAAGGGCAACCUAAGGAGAGGCCGCUGGAGAUAUGGCGCAUUCGAUCCGAAUGUACGGCCACAAGGCAUGGUGGUGGAGACAAGGACAAUCGACAUCGACGUGCAGUGGCUAGCAAGGAGCAUCGGAGCGCGCGAUAUUGCCUUCUCCGCCGAAGAGCCCCCAGCAACCCUGAGUCGCGAUGAAUUCGAAAGUUCCACCUUCUACAAGUACGACGCAUCAGGAGGAACCGCCACCACCCUACCCAUAUCCGCCAACGGCACCGAUCGAUCAUAUCACGUCGCCGAUGUAGCCGUCGGCGACAGAGUCAGCUUCAAGGACAUCACCGGAGCCGCUGUCAAAUAUGACGGUACCCGUACCCUGCCAAACGGAUACCCCCAAGGCAAAUUAACACGAAUAGCACGAACUGAAUCACUAGGCUACGACUUGAACGUGUUUCUAGUCAUGCAGACUCACAGCCAAGUCACUGUACAAUGGCAGGACCUUACAAUUACCGACGACCAGAGCUCAACACUACUACCGGACCCCAAUGUUGAGGAUGAUGAUGAGGUGUGGCCCGGAGAGAUUGUCUUCUCCAAAGAGGUAGGCGAGGGCAGAAGCACCGAAGAGAACUGGACAAAGAAACCAGCCAAAGUUGGUGUCGUACAAGCUGUCAAAGGUCGUGAUCGAAUUGCGACAGUACGCUGGUUCAAGAACCCUGCUGUUGAAUUCUUUGGCCCGGAUUUGCUUCGACCUUCGACUACGGGCGAGCUAAAUGAAGCCAUCGAGGACGUCAGCCUGUACGACAUCUACUCAUUCCCUGCCUUGACACGACGGCGCGGUGAUUUCGUCCUGGUGCAUCCAGAUUCGAUUGAAGGUCUGCAGGCACCACUGAAUCUUGCUGGCCCUGAUUGGUUUGGAGAAGUCAUUGACUUGGGCUUAGACGGUAAGCUCACCGUUCGUCUGGGCGCAGCGAAGCCGGUGGUUGACGUCAAGGUGCCCUAUGAGUCGGUCACUCUCGCAUAUAGCAGCGACAUGGCGGACGAGUUUAUGAACAUGGAGGAAUUGGACGGUGACUCAAUCGAAGACUCGGACGAAGAAGAUGACAUGUCCGACUCUCCGACUUACAAGGAGAUGUGGAUUGAGUAUCAGGGUAUGAACGGUGAACACACUGUCGGCGAUGAAGAAGACUGGUCUACAGAGGACGAAGAGGAGGAGGAUGUCGAUGACGAUGAGUCCAUGUCGGAUCUCAUUGAACAAGCAGACGGCGUUGACACAUCAAAAACAACACCCGAGAGCAAGUCACCCCUCUCAAAAGAAGAGCCAAAAGAUGCACCACAGGAAUCACAAAACGAUAGUUCACUCAUGGACCAAGAUAACCCAGAGCCAGUGGCAGAAAUGCCAUCAUCUUUUCUUAUCCUCGACGCACCUCCGCCGGCUAACCACCAUUACCUUGCACAAUCAUCAGCAUCCUCAUCAGCCUUAAUGCGACGUAUCGCAAAAGAACACAAGAUCCUACGUAACUCAUUACCUCCGGGCAUCUUCGUGCGCACCUGGGAGUCCCGCUUAGACCUUCUGCGCGUGCUGAUGAUCGGCCCCAAUGACACACCCUACGAAUACGCACCUUUUGUCAUUGACUUCCACCUCGACUCCUCAUACCCGCAAGUGGCCCCCGAAGCCUUUUUCCACAGCUGGACCAACGGCAACGGUCCCGUCAACCCUAAUCUGUAUGAGGAUGGGAAGAUAUGUCUGAGCUUGUUGGGAACGUGGCACACUGAUGAGCGGAAUGAGAGCUGGAGUCCCGCAAAGAGCACACUACUUCAGGUCUUGGUCUCACUCAUGGGGCUCGUCUUAGUGAAAGAACCAUACUAUAACGAAGCAGGCUACGACGUUCACCGCUCGGCGCCAGAAACGAAACUCAGUAGCGCCCUAUAUACCGAACGUGCAUACUUUCGCGCCCGCGCAUUCAUUCAUCAUGCCCUCACAAAUGACAUCACACCCUUCAAGGAAGAGCUGGAGUACUUGUACAGGAGUCAGGCCAAUGAUGCGCCCAAGCUUCUGGACAAAGCAAUCGAAGCUGCGAAAGAAACAGUGCAGGGUAGCGCCAGCGGUAGCGAGGAGGGAGAGCGCGACGGCCUUCGUAAGAUUAGCUUGGGUGCGUCGGUCAUGCUGAAAAGGCAGGUAGAAAAGCUGGAGGCGCUGAGACUUCCAAGUGCGUAAACUUUCGGACACAUGGUAGGCGUAAGGAUUGCAUGUAUCGGUAUCUACGCAUCAGGGUAAUGAACUCACAUUGGUAACUCCGCUCGAGCGAUUCUCGCGGCAUAGUAAAGUAUGAAAUGAGAUAAUGUAUCACAAGGUGCCGGCCACCACCCUAUCGCACCGUGACAGCCCUGGAUUCCGGAUACUGGAAUGGAUGCUGGCCUCUUGACGUCUGUACAGACAACUUAGCCCGGAGGUCCAAUGCUAUUAGUUUGAUCGGAGCCCCACCAAUAUUU
Messenger RNA from Cucurbitaria berberidis CBS 394.84, 3413 nucleotides. RefSeq lists its product as uncharacterized. NCBI's taxonomy places the organism in Eukaryota, Fungi, Ascomycota, Dothideomycetes, Pleosporales, Cucurbitariaceae. The transcript has a single exon. The record is from RefSeq and is a predicted model, not a curated record. Bases 1 to 3138 code for a protein of 1045 amino acids.